AGCUAGCUAGGAAAUUUUACUUUGUGGUCCCCUUGUACAACAUGCAUCGCUGUUCACUCUAGGGCCAACGACCCGGUGUUGUCUGAGUCAAAGUCUUUUGCAAUUUUCAUCUUCACCGAAAGCAUAUAUAUAACAAUUAUCCAUGUUUGUUUUCCUAAAUUGCAAUAACGAUAUUUUCAUAAAAAACUGAUAUUUAAAACCUUAGGAAUCCUAAUUAAUUAAGAGCAAGGGGGAUGCUGAUGAAGAUGUCCAUGAUCCUUUUGUUGUUUCUCUCCAUGCUUAGCUUGCUCAGUUUGAUCACCAGUAAUGAAACUAGUGAAUUUAUAGCCAUUUUCUGCCCAAACACAACCACUUUCACCCCCGACGCAGGCGGAUUCGAAUUCAACUUCCCCGACAGCUUCCAAACCAAUCGCAACGAAGUCCUCAACAACCUUACCUCUCCCGCUGCCCCUGACACCGGCUUUUACAACACAACGGCGGGCUUAAAUUCUAGGGAAAAGGCCUACGGCCUCUUUCUCUGCCAAGGAUAUGUCUCUACCAAAGUUUGUAAACAUUGCGUGACUGCGGCAAGCACAAUGGCAACUCAACGCUGUCCCAACGGAAUAAAUGCAAUUGUAUGGUACGACCACUGCAUGCUACGCUACUCAAACGAGUCCUUAUCCACCUUGAGCGAAUGGCCGGUCUUCUACAUGUGCAACGUGCGGAACGCAACCGAAUGGAAUCGGUUCAACCAGGUGCUGGCGGAGAGUAUGUACGAGGUGGCCACCGAGGCUACUAAUACUGCCAACAAGUUUGCAACGAAACAGGCAAAUAUUAGUAGGUUUCUUACUCUGUACAGCCUCGCACAGUGCACAUGGGAUCUGUCCGCAGUGUAUUGCAACCGGUGUUUAACGCUUGCCGUGACGGAAUUGCCGAACAGUUGUGAAGGAAAGGAAGGGGGACGAGUUUUGAUGCCGGGUUGUAACGUCAGGUUUGAAAUUUAUCCCUUUUACCUCCAAAACGCCACCUCAGCACCGGCGCCUGCACCGAAGGCUCUUCCUCCUCCUGCACUUAAAGGAAGAAGGAAACACUUCCCUACAAUUACCAUUGUUGUUGGGUGCGUUGGCAUUGCUCUUAUAGUUGUCUCUCUGGUUGUAGCAUUGGGCUACUGCCUCCCUGGCAGAAGAGAAAGAAAGAAAAACGAAGAGGCUCUACAACAAGAAAAUGGCAAACAGCAAGAUAUGAGGACGGCUGAAUCCUUGCAAUUUGAACUGGGAACUCUCGAAACUGCCACAAAUAAGUUUUGCGAAGAUAACAAGUUAGGCGAAGGUGGAUUCGGUGCAGUUUUCAAGGGAAUACUUACUAAUGGACAAGAAAUAGCAGUAAAGAGGUUGUCAAAAAGCUCCGGACAAGGUGUACAAGAAUUUAAGAACGAGGUAGUGUUGGUAGCCAAGCUUCAACACAGAAAUCUUGUCAGGCUUUUAGGAUUUUGCUUGGAAGGAGAAGAAACCAUACUUGUUUAUGAAUAUGUGCCCAACAAAAGCCUUGAUUAUUUUCUAUUUGAACAUAGAAAACGAGAACAACUAGAUUGGUUGAGCCGCACCAUGAUAAUUGGAGGAAUUGCUCGAGGAAUUUUGUAUCUUCAUGAAGAUUCGAGGCUUAGAGUUAUACAUCGUGAUUUGAAAGCUAGCAAUAUUUUAUUAGACAGCAACAUGAACCCGAAAAUAUCAGAUUUUGGGAUGGCUAGAAUGUUUGGAGUUGAUGAUCAAACUGAAGGAAAUACCAAAAGAAUUGUUGGCACUUAUGGAUACAUGGCUCCAGAAUAUGCUAUGGAAGGGUUGUAUUCAGUAAAAUCGGAUGUCUUCAGCUUUGGAGUACUUCUACUUGAGAUCAUAACGGGGAGAAGGAACUUUUUAGGUUUUCAUCGCACUAAUUGUGGACCUACUCUUAUAGGUUAUGCUUGGCAAUUAUGGAAUGAAAAGAAAGGUUUGGAGUUGAUGGAUCCCUUGUUAAAAGAUUCAUGCAGUCCAAAUGAAUUUUUGAGGUACAUCCACAUUGGAUUAUUGUGUGUUCAAGAGGAUGCAAACAACAGGCCAACCAUGUCAUCAGUUGUUCAUAUGUUAAAAACUGAAACUAUUAGUCUUUCCCGACCUGAGAAACCAGCCUUCUUUACAGGAAGAUAUGUUGAUCACCAUGAUCAAAUACGUUCUCAAGAUUGCUCAGCCAAUGGUUUGACGAUUUCUAUCGAUGUUCCUCGUUGAGACCGAUGACAAUAAGGUUAAUAUCAUUGGAAGCUCUUCCGUUAAAGGCACUUUGCUGCGUUAGAGACAAUUCUAUAAUCUUUACAGCUCUUCUUUCACCUUGUCAUUUGUAUAGGGUAAAUGUUAGUUACCACGCACUCCGUAAUCUCGAAUUUCUAGAAUUUUUAAUAACAUAUAUAUACUGUAUAUAUACUACCAGUAUGACUUGAGUGGUGUUAUUUUACGUACUUAUAUGUUUCAAGUUAAUUAGAAUAUUGGUCCCAUAA
Molecule: messenger RNA, 2506 nt
Organism: Pyrus x bretschneideri (Chinese white pear)
Lineage: Eukaryota; Viridiplantae; Streptophyta; Magnoliopsida; Rosales; Rosaceae
Product: cysteine-rich receptor-like protein kinase 25
Exons: 7
Coding region: 234-2240 (668 amino acids)
Biological process (GO): protein phosphorylation
Molecular function (GO): protein kinase activity; ATP binding
Source: RefSeq, a predicted model, not a curated record